Messenger RNA from Momordica charantia (bitter melon), 2274 nucleotides. The record is from RefSeq and is a predicted model, not a curated record. Lineage: Eukaryota; Viridiplantae; Streptophyta; Magnoliopsida; Cucurbitales; Cucurbitaceae.
AUGACAUUGCGAAAAGCAAAGAACUCGACCGCGAAUAUUUUGAACCGAAUUCGAUCUCUCGGCUCCGAUUCCUCGGGUUGUGGUGUUUGUGAAGAAUCCGAUAACGACCACGAUGACGAUGACGAUGACAAUGAUUUGUUUUCUUCGCUGAACGAAUCGCAGGUUAAGGCGAUUCGGCCGUGUCUGAAGACGACAAGUUGUGACCACAGAUCUGUUGAACUCAUAUGGGGUCCUCCUGGGACAGGCAAAACGAAGACAGUUGGCGUGUUGCUGUUGGAAUUGUUGAGUAAUAAAUGUCGGACACUGGCCUGUGCCCCGACGAAUACUGCCGUUAUGCAGAUGGCGUCACGAUUUCUUGUUUUGGUUAGAGAAAUGCACCAGAAAUCUGAAGGGAUCUUCUGUUCUUUGGGGGAUGUUCUUUUGUUUGGGAAUGAGAAGAAGCUCAAAAAUUGUGUUUCUCAUUAUCGUCGCGAUGUUGACGACAUGUCGUUUCUUGAAUUUGUGAGGAAGCAGUUUAGAGCGCUCUCGUCGUCGUCGAGAGACUGCGUGUCGAUUCUCUGCACGCAUGUUCCGAAAAGUAUUUUGAAGCAUAAUUUUCAGAGGCUGGAUUGCCUCAUGAGUUUGAUUGAUUCUUUGCAGAGUUUGUUGUUUCGAAACGGCGUCGUUUUGGACGAGCUUGAGGAGGUGGUUUCGGAUCGAUGUCCUUCUCGAUUGUUUUCGAAAUUUGAGCAACUUUUGAAGGCUAGAAAUGAUUGCGUUGUAGUGUUGAAGUCUCUCCAGCAAUCCUUGGAUGAACUUCGCCUUCCACACACGACAAACAAAGCCACGAUUGCAAACUUUUGUUUUCGGAAUGCUUCUUUGUUCUUCUGUACUGUUUCGAGUUCGUUUAAACUGUAUUCGAAGUCGUUGGCGCCACUGAAGGCCGUGGUGAUCGACGAAGCAGCACAGUUGAAAGAGUGUGAAUCUGUCAUUCCAAUGCAACUUCCAGAUAUAAAGCAUGUAAUUCUCAUAGGUGAUGAGUGCCAAUUGCCUGCCAUGGUUGAAAGCAAAGCUGCAGGUAAUGCUGGCUUUGGAAGAAGCUUAUUUGAGAGGCUGAGUUUAUUGGGGCAUCCAAAACAUCUUCUGAAUAUGCAGUACAGAAUGCAUCCAUCCAUAAGCCUUUUCCCAAACUCAAAAUUCUACUCAAACCAGAUCUCAGAUGGCCCUAACGUCAAAGCCAAAGACUACACGAAGUCGUUUCUUCCCGGACCGAUGUUCGGUUCCUAUUCUUUCAUAGAUAUUAACCACGGAAGAGAAGAGAAGAGAGAUGGCAUGGGACACAGUUGGAGAAACAUGGCAGAGGUUCAUAUUGUCCUCAAAAUUCUUCAUACUUUGUCCAAAGCAUGUGUUCGCUCAAAGGAGAAGAUCAGCAUCGGUGUGGUCUCACCUUAUUCAGCUCAAGUGGCUGCAAUUCAACAUAAAGUUGGGAGGAAGUAUAAUAACUGUGGUGGCUUUACAGUCAAAGUGAGCUCAGUUGAUGGGUUCCAAGGUGGGGAGGAAGAUAUCAUUAUCAUUUCAACCGUUAGAUCGAAUAGUGGAUCGUCGAUCGGGUUUUUAUCGAGUAAUCAAAGAGCAAAUGUUGCCCUCACGAGAGCAAGAUACUGUCUGUGGAUACUGGGGAACUUCAACGCACUCUCAAAGAGUAAUUCAGUUUAGGAAGAGUUGGUUAUUGAUGCCAAAAACCGCGGUUGUUUCUUUCGUGCUGAUGCCAUAUUAGAACACGUAAAAUGUUCUGCUCCGUCGUCUGGCCCAGACAGCGAGUCGAUAUUGGGGAACUUCAACACACUCUCAAAGAGUAAUUCAGUUUGCGAGUCGAAUGUCGAUAUUGACGGUGGAGAAUGCUUCGAUCAGGCAAUUGUUGUAGAUGGAGACGACAAGAAAGGAGGAGGAGGUAAGCUUAAGUCUAGAUGGUCGGGCCCAUUCGUAGUUGAAUAUGUUUAUCCACAUGGAGCGGUGGAUUUAAUGGGUUCCAAAGGUAAUAUCUUUAAGGUAAAUGGGUAUCGGGUCAAGAAAUAUUAUGGUGAGUAUAUUGACAGAGAUCCUAUCUUGACUAAAAAGCCCAUAGUUUUUGAUGAUUUAGAACAGGAAAGGACAACGCCGAAAAUUGACGAAAUUUUGGUGGCGUUGAACGAAGCAAGGGGAGAGGAUCCAUUGGAGGAUGAUGGAAAUAAUGGAGCAGCACAAGGACAAUUGAAUGUUGAUGGAGAGGAUGAAGAUCUUGGAGAAUUACCCUAA